AUGGCCGAGUUGCCCUUGCGUCUCGCCAGCGCCUCUGCCGAGGCCGAGCCCGGGCUGCCGCGGGCCUUCGGAGCCAGCGCGGGCGAAGUCUCUGCAGCGGUGCGCAUCCAGCGCGACGACAGCAGACGCCCGCUCCACUUUCUCCGCACCGCGCCCUGCUGGCUGCCGGCCGGAUCAGCGGGGACCCGAGUUGGCGAUCAAGAGGCCGCCUGCUGGGGCAACCUGGAACUUGUCAAGCUGAUGCUCAACUGA
Messenger RNA from Acanthamoeba castellanii str. Neff, 252 nucleotides. RefSeq lists its product as uncharacterized. The record is from RefSeq and is a predicted model, not a curated record. The transcript has 3 exons. Bases 1 to 252 code for a protein of 83 amino acids. Lineage: Eukaryota; Discosea; Longamoebia; Acanthamoebidae.